Molecule: messenger RNA, 4848 nt
Organism: Aquila chrysaetos chrysaetos
Lineage: Eukaryota; Metazoa; Chordata; Aves; Accipitriformes; Accipitridae
Gene: PPP1R17
Product: protein phosphatase 1 regulatory subunit 17
Exons: 5
Coding region: 639-1115 (158 amino acids)
Biological process (GO): regulation of phosphatase activity
Molecular function (GO): protein phosphatase inhibitor activity
Source: RefSeq, a predicted model, not a curated record
UACUACGCUUGUAUAACUAGUUGUGGCCAGAUACAUACGCAAACACCGCAGUCAUCGCUGAACCUCAGCGCCGGAGACGGUGUCCAUCACUUUUAGUGCUUAUGGUGCUGCUCCUAGACACGUGCCCUGCCUCCUUGCUCCACUUUUAUCCUCAGCUCUCCCCUGGGUCCCAGACAGCAUCAGCCUCGCUCCCUCCCCUUGCCAUUUUCUUUGCGCCUCUUGACACGGCGGCUGCAGCUCGCCUUUUGGCUCUCCGUGCCAAAGCUCCCGCAUCCUCCCCUGCUUCUCUGAGAGCAGCAGCGUCUGCGGCUCUCGCUCGCCUGGCAGGAAAGAUGCCUUCGCCUUGAGGCGCUGCGGCUCUCCCCCGUCCUGUUCCCUCUCCUUCGGCCUCAGCAACUCGCGGAAGAGGCAGGAAACACGGUUCCAAUCCGCUGCUGGGGCAGGGGAGCGGUGAUGCUGGUCCCCAGCCCCCCGGAGGACGCCUGAGCGCCGCGUUGCCGUAGAGACGGCUCCCGCUGCUCCCUAGAUAAGGCGGGCAGGAGCAUCAGCUGCGGCCCCAGCCCAGAAGGGUCCCGCUCCAGCCAGCCCCACCGCCUCGCACCGCUUUUAGCUUCAAAGAGGGAGAAAAGCCCAUUUCAAUGAUGUCAACAGAAUGUGUUCAGCCACUUGAUAUCCCAGAAGACAGACUGGACAAGCGAGAGUCACACUGUAGCCAUUUAGAAGAUCUUUCAGACCAGCUGAUUAAGAGCUGUGACCUCAAAAAGAAACCAAGGAAAGGUAAAACCAUCCCGGCUUCCCAAAACACUGAACAGGAGCAAAAAAAGCCAAGGAGAAAAGAUACACCGGCUUUGCACACCCCACCACCUCUAACAGGCAUACUUUCAGACUUUUCUGAUAAUCUGCUGAAAAGGUAUGGUAUCACAGAGAAGCCACAGAGAGAGAGAGUGAGUCCAGCCUCUCAGGUCACCGAACUGGAGCAGAAAAAGCCCAGGAGAAAAGAUACGCCUGCAAUACACAUCCCACCCUUGAUAACAGGCACUAAGCUGCUUACAGAAGAAAAGCAAACAGUGAUUAUGGAAGAUGAAGAAAAGGAUGGAGACACAAUCCCCAGUUAAGAUUACAGUGAUAUUUCCAAUAAUGCAGUGUAAAUAAUUCUGGGUCAUUCAAAGUGGCAGCACAUAGAAAAAAAAGUCUUUUCAUUUUUAUAAAUAAUAAUUUUCUCAAGCAUGCACUUGAAUUUAAAUUCUCUUCAAGUGCUUAUCUGCAUCUCAUGAAAUCCCAGCAAGCAUCAUAGGAGCUGAUGAUAGAAAUUUCACUUGCACAUGGGGUUGGAAGGAUUCUCUUGGUUUACUAAAAGCAGCUUCCCAGGUUUUUUGUCAAUGAGGAAUCCACCUCAGAUCAGAGCUAGCUUUGCGCAGCGUGGUGAUAAGAGUUAACACCAAGGAUACCACCAAUCCACUGUGCCUGGUACUAGAUACCAGAGCAGUUGGUAGCACAGGGCCGUAAAGCAUCAACUAAUGAUUCAAAUUGCAUUUUUCUCCUAACAAUUCACCUCAUUCGUCCAGCUUUCCUCUGCUGGAACAUCACUGACUGCAGCGCAAAUUCCCACGUGCAGAGCUGAUAGGAUAGAUGGAGAGAGCGGGAAGGCAGGAAUCAACUGUAGAGUCCCUGAAACGCAAAGCAAACAAUUCCUCUGCCUGUAUCUGCUCAUGACUUGUAUUUGUCAGGAGAAAAAGGUAGUUCUACUGUAGUACAAAAACUUACAGCAAAGGGCUGUCAACAUUGACACAUCAAACAGGACAGAGGGCAGAGCUCUCAAAAGAGAAACAUACGGGAAGUGCAGCGCCUGCCUAUUACACCAGGGUAGCCUAUGGAUUUUUUUUUUUUCCAAAGGUUUUAUUCCUGGCUUGGUAAAAGAUAAACUAGUUGGGUAGUUGAUCCUUUUACUCCAUAUUUUUUCCUUUGAUAUCUGCUUUUUAAACUGAGUCCUAGGUUGACAGUUAGAAAGGGCUGUAAAGAUUAAAAAUCACAGUGGGAGAGUAAAAACUGAGUAAAAGGUAGUGUUACUUGAUGGCAUACGCAUACUGCAAAGUGGAACAACACCACGCUUUUUCUUUAAUAGUUUACCUCAUUGAUUGAAUCAAGAAUUGUUUUCACAGCCAGCUACAGCCUUCAGCAUUUAUACAAACAGAGAUGUGUACUUGUAGAAUAUUAUACAAAAUAGGCAGAACUGGGUAGUUUUGUGCUUACCUUAAUAGCUCUGUGUGCUAGACAGAGCAGCACUGCCGGCUGGACCCUUAGGGACCUCAGCAGGGAGGUUGAAGAUUAUCUAGCCUGGCAGACUGAAUUUAGUUAUCUUUUUAACACCCUUAGGCAGACAGCUGAGGAGCACACUAGUUUGGACUUCAUUUGCCACAGUGACUGACCCAGCAUCUUUCAUAAGAACGCAGUCCAUUCACAGAUAUUCAGCUUCCAGAUGUAAUCAACAAGCUUAUAAUAAAUAAUCAUGUAUUAAAGUGUACAGGAGGCCAGCUAUAUUAUUAAUGGGAUGCCUGAUACUUAGGAGGUGUACUUUUUUUAUCCUGUUAAUCUAUCAGUAAGACAAGAUAAUAUUUAAAAUAAAAUCAAUCGAUAGUUCAUAUAAUAACACUCAUAUAAGGUACACAAUAAAAUAUGUCACAGCAAGUACAUGACAAGAAAUACAUGUGAUUCGAGUCUAGCUUUGCCAGUGAAGUUGGUAUUUUCAGUGCACAAUACAGCAAGAGUGAGAGCGUGAAGUCCUGAAAAUAUUGAAAUGAACAUCAGAAAUGGAUUAGCUGUGAAAACAGACAUGUUUAGAUGUGAAGGCCCUUAACAACACAAGGGAGGAACACAAAUAGGAUGUGAUUGACUUCACUGCUCUAAAGAGGAUUUGUUUCCAAGCCUGGGGAAUGCUGACACAGCUUAAUAUGAAAAAAAAAAAAAAAAAGAGCAAGCUUUAAGCCUAGCACUAUAUGUUCUUCGCCAAAGAGGAGUUAUGGUCCCAGUGACAUCUCUGACAGCACAGCAGCCUAAUUUACCAUCCCUGUGUAGAUCAACUUGAAGCCCAGUCAUAAAAAUGCUGCAGCAUACAUAAUUUCCUGCAGUUUAUUUAAAAUGGCAUAUUCAUAGCCUGGUAAUUCAGCAUUUACUUUUUUUCCACCCAGGAGCAACGUGAGUGACUAAAAAGUAAUUUUUCACUUGAUCAAUUAACUAAAUAGGAGUUUUUGCAAUGUUCCUGGGAAGCAGUGCGAUGAAUCGUUUCUCAAAGCUUUCACCUGCCUCAUUGCACUCAGUGAAAGUGUUAAAUGUUACUUUAUUUAAGAUACGAUUUUUUUCAAAUCAGAUAAACUCUGCCUCUUCCCCCAAAACAAAGCCUUUAGGUGUUGCAGAAUCAUGUGUGGACUGUACAGUGGCGUGAAUGUGGUUUACUGGGUUUACUUAUUGUUGUUCAGGCUCUGAACUCUCCCUUUAAGACCAGAUAGGGCUAAAACUGCACAAAUUGCCCGCCUAGGCAAAUGGCUGGAGUUGGUGUGUUCUGGGGCAGAAAUGCUUUUGUACCCAGUGUCCCCAAAGGUCCCCCAUGGCCAUUACAGCAAAGACGAAAGGAAGCGGAAAGCACAGAAACAGGCUAAGCCUUUCCGUAGCACUGUUAGGAUUGGGAUGCUCCAGAAUGAAAUUGCUUACAUUGUCUGCACAUAGGCAUUGACUGCUUUAGGGCCUUAGUAGCUGGCUUGCAUUCAGAUAUUUAGCUGGAACUGCUUCUGACCCCAGAAGUCUGCACUGGGCAGGACAACCAGUCCGAGACCUCAGAGGGAAUGAAGGGCUUCAGUCAGUGGAUAAAACACUGACUGCAGUCGGGAGGUUGUUAACGGCUAAUAUUUUGGGAGCAAAUUCUCAAUUAACCUCUACCUAGAAAAUAAGGGACAGGCCUCUGUUUACAAUAGAAUUGGGACAAAGGGAUUUAAUAGCCUUGCCCUUUAGCAACUUUCAACUAAGGAUUGCAGAAAGCCCAUCACCCAUCCGAAGGGGAUGUAAUGAACAUUUUUGUAGUGCUAAACAUGAGGUCCAUAGGUUAAGUGAUUUGCCCAGCUAAACCACAGCAGAAGCAAAUCCAAAGCAACAUUCAUGAUGCUAUUGCUAACUCACACUAUAUUCACAGAUAAAGCAGCAUUUGCAUGCCUUGAGUUUAGCAACACUUACACUGAAAUUUUGUCUGGUUGAAAUUUUGUCUUACUGGUUAAUAAAUUGGUAAUUGUAUAAUGCUUUGAUGACUUAAAUUAAUGGAUGUGUAUAGAUAUCAUAACAGAUUAUCUUCCUGCAUGUCCUACGCCAUUUCUACCUUUUGAGGUUACAUUUUGUAUGCAUGAGCUUACAGUAUUCUUGUAUGCAGAGAUACUGCCCAGCAAUUGCAUCUACAAGUGAAAAUCAAAAGUGCACAUCAGUGAAGCUCAUUAGAAAUCUUGGCUUCUCAACUGUAUUUAGAUAAAUUCAUAAACACAUAUUAUUCUGUUCCUUACAUCCCCAAAAAAGCCAUGGCCCUCUUAGAGUUAGGUGGUGCAAACAGAAAUAUCAGUAUUCUGGAAAUGUAGUUCUACAAAUAGAAAGAGUGAAUAUUAAAAGCCAGUUUCCACUCCAUGAUACUGGCUCCUGGUCCUGCAGGAGGAACCCAUGUCAGUCUGUUGGACCCAGGAGUGGUGAAGGGAAGCUUAAUCCACCCUUAUACUCGACAUCCUGAAGAAUCCUGAAGAGACACAGACUGGACAGAUGAACAAGCAGCAGCAAAAUUAGAAAGCACAUUCCAGAAAUAAAAGAACUGCGUUUGAUGGA